This is a messenger RNA of Athene cunicularia (burrowing owl), 2208 nucleotides long. It is a transcript of the gene LMOD1, whose product is annotated as leiomodin 1. The coding region runs from base 235 to 2208 and encodes 657 amino acids. The transcript has 2 exons. NCBI's taxonomy places the organism in Eukaryota, Metazoa, Chordata, Aves, Strigiformes, Strigidae. Gene Ontology annotation, biological process: pointed-end actin filament capping; muscle contraction; myofibril assembly. The record is from RefSeq and is a predicted model, not a curated record. Gene Ontology annotation, molecular function: actin binding; tropomyosin binding. Gene Ontology annotation, cellular component: striated muscle thin filament; myofibril.
UCCCAGCACCCGAAUCGCAGCUGGAUCCUGUUAUUGGCCAACUCUUGGACCGAGGGGUGUCCCCUCUUUACAACUACUAUAUCCCGGGCUGCAGCGAUUGAGAGCUGCUGAGAUUUAACACUUCAGCACCUGCUGCCAUUGGGGGAAGCAGUGUUGGAGCUUCGGCUUCUUGGUUUUUUUCUCCUUCCUUGGGUACCACACACAACCGCAACCGUGUCUCGCCAGCGAGCAAAGAUGUCCAAAGUGGCCAAAUAUCGGCGACAAGUUAGUGAAGAUCCGGAUAUUGACAGUUUGUUGUCUACUCUGUCUCCAGAGGAGAUGGAAGAGCUGGAGAAGGAGCUGGAUGUGGUGGAUCCAGAUGGAAACAUCCCUCUGGAGCUCAGUCAGAAAAACCAAACAGAAAAUUCCCCACCUGGCCCGCAAAACUGCGACACAAUGCUCAAUCACUGCGAAAAGGAGACCAGGAAACGUAUUCAGAGGGAACACUCGAUAGACGAAAGCAGAUUGGGUGAGAAGAAUAAGGGAGCCAAGAAUGAAGAAGAAAAGGGAAAGGAAGCUCCUUCCAAAGACCUGGCCCGGAAACGAGAUACAAAAGUGGGGAAAGACUCUAAAAAGGAAGACAGUGUUCAGAAAACAGACCCAAAAGUUAAAGCAGAGGCUGAAACCAAGACCAAAGAGGAGAAGGCUAUCAACGAUAAAGUCAAGGCCAUGGAGAAAAAGCUGAUGGGAAAGGACAAAAAGGAGGAAGAUAAAGGUUCAGUGUUGAAGAAGGACACAGGGAAGGACAAAAAGGAGGAAGACAAGGGAUCAGCAUUCAAGAAGGACACAGGGAAGGAUAAAAAGGAGGAAGAAAAGGGCUCAGCUUUAAAGAAGGAUACAGGGAAUGAUAAAAAAGAAGAAAAGGGCUCAGCUUUAAAGAAGGAUACAGAGAAUGAUAAAAAAGAAGAAAAGGGCUCAGCUUUAAAGAACGAUGAAGGGAAGGAUAAAAAGGAAGAAGAAAAGGGUUCAGCAGCAAAGAAGGAUUCAGGGAAGGACAAAAAGGAAGAAGAAAAGGGUUCAGCAUUGAAGAAGGGCCCAGGGAAGGAGAAAAAGGAGGAAGAGAAGAGUUUGGGAUCACAGAAACAGGCAGAAAAAGACACAAAAUGUGAAGAUAAGAGAGAAAAAGACAAAAAGGAAGAGGAAAAGGGUUCAGCUUUGAAAAAAUCAAAGGCAGACGAGAAGGAGAAAUCCCAGCCAGAGGCAGAAAAGGCACCGGAGGAGAAACAGGAGGCCAAGGUGGCAGCUGAGAGCAGCCCCUCCAAGCCCACCACAUCCUCGGAUCAGGCCAAGGAUGACGAAGCCUCCAGCAUUUUCGAUGAGCUCAUCGAGAAGGUGAAGAACAAUGACGCCGAGGUCACCGAAGUGAACGUGAACAACUCGGACUGCAUCAACAACGAGACCCUGGUGCGCUUCACCGAGGCCCUGGAGUUCAACACCGUGGUCAAGCUGUUCGCCUUGGCCAACACCCGUGCCGACGACCACGUGGCCUUCGCCAUCGCCAUCAUGCUGAAGUCCAACAAGGUGCUGACGAGCAUCAACCUGGACUCCAACCACAUCACGGGCAAGGGCAUCCUGGCCAUUUUCCGGGCGCUGCUGCAGAACAACACGCUGACGGAACUGCGUUUCCACAACCAGCGGCACAUCUGCGGGGGGAAGACGGAGAUGGAGAUCGCCAAGCUCCUGAAGGAAAACACCACGCUCCUGAAGCUGGGCUACCACUUCGAGCUGGCCGGACCACGCAUGACAGUCACCAACCUGCUGAGCCGAAACAUGGACAAACAGAGGCAGAAACGCCUCCAGGAGCAGAAACUGGCACAGGAGCGUGGGGAGAAGAAAGACCUCCUGGAGGUGCCCAAGCCUGGAGCCCUGCCAAAGGGGUCCCCCAAGCCAUCCCCACAGCCGUCCCCCAAGGCUUCCCCUAAAAGCUCUAAGAAAGGGGGAGCGCCCGCCGCGCCGCCACCACCUCCUCCUCCACUCGCCCCACCGCUGAUCAACGAGAACCUGAGGAACUCGCUCUCGCCGGCCACACAGAGGAAGUUGGGAGACCGGGCGCUGCCAGUCCAGGAGAAGAACUCACGGGACCAGCUCCUGGCAGCCAUCCGCUCCAGCAACCUCAAACAGCUCAAGAAGGCAAGUGCAGGGCUGCAGUGGGGGUCACCCCGGGGUUAG